CUGAUCCCAAUGAGUUCAGUGUCUGUGUGUUUUUGUGUGGGUUUGUGAAAAGAGCUGACAUAAAUACCCACCAGAAUAAAGCAUAAAGAAUUCAAAUUUCUCAAUUGGAGGGUUCACAGGAUCUAGCAUGUCUGAUACGGAUACCAAGCCUUCAAGUCACGAUUCGGGAGACAAGAAGGAUGGAGAAUAUAUCAAACUCAAAGUCAUUGGGCAGGACAACAGUGAAAUCCAUUUCAAAGUGAAGAUGACGACACAUUUAAAGAAAUUAAAAGAAUCCUAUUGUCAGAGACAGGGUGUUCCUAUGAAUUCUCUAAGGUUUCUCUUUGAAGGACAGAGAAUUGCGGACAACCAAACUCCAAAAGAGCUGGGGAUGGAAGAUGAGGACGUCAUUGAAGUUUAUCAGGAACAAACGGGAGGACACUUGGACAAUUAGACUUUCAAUAUAUAUAUAUUUUUUUUGCUCUUUUUUUUUUUCUGGUUAUUAGUAAUAGGCUGUAAUACCAUGAAAUUUAGAUGGUACUCGUCAGGGCUCCCAUUAGCUUUAAAGGGAGGGGUAGUUACCCCCCCAGCCCCCCUCUACCCUUCCUCUCCAUGCUCCUCAACACGCAACUCUGAAAUUCUUGGAACAACCCAGUAGUAUAAACGGGGAGAAGGAGUGCAGCUUUACAGCACAACCUUUUUUUUUUCUUGCUUGUCUGCAAGCUUCAGAAUAAUAUAUAUAUAUAUAUAUAU
Messenger RNA from Polyodon spathula (Mississippi paddlefish), 732 nucleotides. RefSeq names its product small ubiquitin-related modifier 1. The record is from RefSeq and is a predicted model, not a curated record. Gene Ontology annotation, cellular component: nucleus; PML body. Gene Ontology annotation, molecular function: ubiquitin-like protein ligase binding; protein tag activity. NCBI's taxonomy places the organism in Eukaryota, Metazoa, Chordata, Actinopteri, Acipenseriformes, Polyodontidae. The transcript has 5 exons. Gene Ontology annotation, biological process: protein sumoylation. The coding region runs from base 128 to 433 and encodes 101 amino acids.